This is a messenger RNA of Aspergillus nomiae NRRL 13137, 3384 nucleotides long. Its product is annotated as DNA repair protein SMC6. The coding region runs from base 1 to 3384 and encodes 1127 amino acids. Gene Ontology annotation, biological process: double-strand break repair via homologous recombination. Gene Ontology annotation, cellular component: Smc5-Smc6 complex; site of double-strand break; nucleus. The record is from RefSeq and is a predicted model, not a curated record. Lineage: Eukaryota; Fungi; Ascomycota; Eurotiomycetes; Eurotiales; Aspergillaceae. Gene Ontology annotation, molecular function: damaged DNA binding; single-stranded DNA binding. The transcript is spliced from 13 exons.
AUGUCAUCGUUAAAGCGCCCACAGGGACCCUCAGAGCCAGGGGAAUGGGAUGAAGGAGAGGAUAACAGGUCAAGGUCAUCGUCCAGUGCGCGUCAUUUGCGCAAACGUAUUCGCACGUCCAAGUCUCCAGCCUCAUACGAAGGAACCGGAUUGAGUGACAGUGAAAAUGAAGAAAGAAUUCAGCGGUCUAUCACCCAGGCUUUAGAAUACGACGAGGACGAGCUUGAGUUACGUGCAACGCAACUCAUCCAGGAGAAGUACUCUUUCGCUAGUGACGAACCCAAUGUUCCUGCUGAACAUGGAAUUCUUGAACGUGUUGAAUGCUACAACUUCAUGUGUCAUGACCACUUUUAUAUCGAACUGGGGCCAUUAAUUAACUUCAUAGUUGGGAAGAAUGGCAGCGGCAAGAGCGCAGUUCUGACAGCUAUAACCCUUUGUCUGGGUGGCAAAGCAUCUGCUACAAAUCGCGGUCAGAGUCUUAGGAGUUUUAUCAAAGAAGGCAAAGAGAGUGCCACUAUCGUUGUGCGCAUCAAAAAUCAAGGAGACGGUGCCUAUAUGCCGGAUGACUAUGGAAAAUCCAUUGUUAUUGAACGUCAUUUCACAAAAACUGGAACAAGUGGCUUCAAAAUUAAGGCAGAGAAUGGGCGUAUAGUUUCUACCAAAAAAGCCGAACUAGACGCUAUCAUCGACUUUUUCACAUUACAAUUUGACAACCCGAUGAAUGUUCUCUCACAAGACAUGGCCCGCCAAUUCUUGAGCAGCUCAAGUCCUGCUGAGAAAUAUAAAUUCUUUGUGAAAGGUGUUCAGUUGGAGCAGCUUGAUCAGGACUAUCGACUAAUCGAAGAAUCUGCUGAUCAGAUUGAGGAGAAGCUCAGGGGGCGAGAGCAAGAUAUUAUGACCCUAAAAAAGCGCAAAGUUGCAGCAAACCAGAAAUUGGACAUAUCUGAUCAACACGAAUCCCUAAGGAACAGGGUCAGAACUGUUCGGAGCCAAAUGGCUUGGGCUCAGGUCGAGGAACAGGAAAGAAUGAGGAGCUCCUUAGAGAUUGAACUAGCUAAAGCCGAUGAGAGGAUUUCAAUCGCUGAAGCUGAGCUGGGCAGCUUUGACGCUGCUAUACGAGAAGCUGAGGAGGAAACUGAAGCCGCUGCUGAAUACGUUAGACAGAGUACUGCCAAACUCGAACACGCACAAAGUGAGAAGGUGGAGAUUAAAGCAAAGUGGGACGAACAAAUGACUGAACGUCAUGAUUUGCAGGCACAGCAACGUCAGAUACGAGAUUAUUUAAAAGCAGCAGAGGCUAGGAUAAACGAAACGCAGCAAAAAAUUGAAGAAGAAAACCAACGUCUGGCUGACCUUAGCGGAGGCAGUUAUACUAGGAAACAGGAACAACUCGAGCGAGCAAAAGCAGAAGCUGCACAUGCCAGUGCACAGUAUGAGGAACAUCAACGCAAUACAGAUCGCCUAUACCGAGAGUUGGAAGUGGCUGGGAAAGAAGUGGAUUCAUUGGCGGCGCCACUUGGCAGAACGAAGGCCGACGUUGAGCAAGCUGAGAAGCUUUUACGAAGUCUAAGCAAAGAAGGAGGACCCAAGAGCUCAGGUUUCCACGACAAAAUGCCGUCUCUUCUGAGGGCUGUUCAACAAGAACAGGGCUUCACCGAAAGGCCUGUCGGUCCCAUCGGUCGCCAUGUGACCCUGCUGAAGCCAGAAUGGUCAUCUAUUUUAGAAAACUCUUUCGGCACGACAUUAAACAGCUUCAUUGUAACAUCUAAAAGAGACAUGGACAUUCUUUCUCGUGUUAUGCACAAUGUCAAUUGCAUAUGCCCAAUAUUUAUAGGAAAUGAUGGGUACAUUGAUACAUCAGAACACGAGCCUGAUCUUAAGUUUGAUACGGCUUUACGGGUACUUCAGAUUGACAACGAACUCGUUCGUCGACAGUUGAUCAUUAACCAUGGUAUUGAGCAAAUGCUUCUAAUCGAAAAGCUAGAAGAAGCAUCUUCAGUACUCUUUGAUGGACAGAAACCUAGGAAUGUGAAGCGGUGUUACUGUAUUGACCAAAUGGACAGACGCCGGGGCAUCCAUCUAUCUUACAACCGUGCGGGGGAGCCAAGCCAGGCGCCGGUUCCUGUAUAUAGUGGCAACCCACGAAUGAAAUCGGAUCUAGCUUCCCAAAUCAGGGUUCAACGUGAUGUGGUAACGGACCUCAGACGUAAACUCAGUGAUCAGGAAGAGCAAUUCCGAUCUGCUCGGUCUCGCUUGGAGGGGUGCAGGCAGGCUCGUAUGAGGCAUGAAAAGAGUACAAAUGAGUUACGAAUCACAUUACAAAGGAAGGAAGACCAUGUGGAAGAGCUUACAGAUGCACUUGACAAAGAACCUGUGGAGGCUGACCAUCUUGAUGUGCUGCGAGCUACGCUCCAGGGGGCCAAGGAAGAGAAACUCAUCAACGAAGGGUCAUUGAAAGACAGUGUGGAGGCCAUGGAAACCAUGAUGAAGGAGCUUAAAACCAUUAAACAACAAAUCGCUUCUAAGGAUGCCGAUAUAGCUGCGUCGACGGAAGAGCUCCGUGUAACUCAAAGUGAAGUAUGCACCGGACAAGACAAACGCCGAAAGAUCAUUAACGAUAAAAACAUUGCGGUUGAACGAAUCAAUGAUAGCAGACAAGAAAAAGAGAGGAUAAAUAAGAAAAGAGAGGAAAUUGCUGCACGCGUUAUCGACUUCAGUGAGAAAGCCAGCCUAGUCUCACCGCGGGUUCCAAUUCCUGAAGGUGAGACUGCUGCUAGUUUGGACAAAAAGCUGGACAGGCUUAAUAGGGAUAUACAACGUUAUAACCAACAAUUGGGCGCAUCUCGCGAUGAGAUCGCCGCUGAAGCCGCCAAAGCAUCCACAGCUUAUGACCGCGCCCUUAAGCAAGUGGAGGAAUUCAGAUUACUUGCGGAUAUUCUCAUUGAAACACUCAAACAUCGCAAGAAACGUUGGGUGAUUUUCAGAUCUCACAUUUCAUCUCGGGCCAAGGCGCAAUUUACGUACUUACUAAGCGAGAGAAGUUUUCGUGGUCGACUUCUAACUGACCAUGAGAGCAAGCUGCUGGAUUUACAGGUCGAACCUGAUAUAACAAAGGAUAGCACUGGGCGAGGUGCAAAGACGCUUUCGGGUGGUGAAAAGUCUUUCUCCCAAGUUUGUCUUCUAUUAGCACUUUGGGAGGCUAUGGGCUCUCCUGUCCGUUGCUUGGAUGAAUUUGACGUGUAUAUGGACCACAUUAAUAGGAAGAUGGCAAUUGAUAUGCUUAUGCUAGCCGCUAGGCGGUCAGUAGGUGUGCAAUUUAUACUAAUCACACCUGGCUCAAGGGCAGAGAUUAGCUUAGCUCCUGAUGUCCGUGUGAAGGAGUGA